UUGUUUUAAAUCAUCUCCCGCACCAGCCCUUUCAAGAUGAAUGGCAGGUGUACAGGGGAAACUGUAUGGGUCAUAGUACUAAAGGAUCAGUUGUUUAUGCGGGUGUGGAUAUGACAACUGGUGAACUAUGUGCAAUUACUGAGUGGACAUUUAAAAUACGUACGACUAAAGACAAAAGCAACAUACAACACAUUACCAAACAAAUAGGAAGUCUCGAACAAGCAAUAAAUCAUUUACACAAAUUGCAUCAUCCAAACCUUGUACGAUAUUUAGACAUGAAAUAUUUAGAAGAUGGAGAUGCUGCACUUAUUUAUGUUCUUCAAGAGUUUGUGAUAGGUACUAGCUGUUCCUUCUUCUUGGCAAAGAACAUUCCUGUAGAUAUUGAUCUCUUCCGAUAUCUGGCAACCGGAAUUCUUCUUGCUUUAAAAUUCCUCCAUGAAAACAAUGUUGUUCACAAGGACUUACGUGACACAAGUAUUUACAUUGAUCGUACUGGAACAGUGAAAGUAUCAGAUUAUUCGCUCAAUAAACGAUUAUCUGAUAUUUAUCAAACGUAUACGUUAGUCAAACCUGAACAAGAGUUUCCCAGCAUCCAAGGAAGAGGUGGAAAAAAAGCCGAUAUAUACCGUUUCGGUGCUCUUAUGUUUUCUCUACUGAAUGGAGUCAUUGCUUCUGGAGAUAAAAUCGAUCCAACAGUAAUCACACAGCCUGAUCUCCAGGAUUUUUUAUUAAAGUGUCUUACUAAUGACGAACGGAAGCGAUGGUCCGCUGAACAAUUAUUAGAGCACACUUUCAUUAAAGCACCUUUAGCUCGUGCUCUCCCGCCACCAAAAGUACCACGCAGAGAUGAACAGAAGAACCACGCACCCGAAGAAACAGACACGGACAUUCGGCGAUACCUACCGUCUUUGGGUGGCCACUCAAGAAUUACAAAUGAAUUCGAAGUUCUCGAAUGGCUCGGCAAAGGUGCCUUUGGCGAUGUUCUUAAAGUAAAAAAUAAAUUGGAUGGUGGAAUUUACGCUAUUAAAAGAAUAGAACUUAACCCAAAGAACAAGCAACUCGAUAGAAAAAUCACCAGAGAAGUCAAAUCACUGUCACGCAUGACUCAAAGAAAUGUAGUGCGAUAUUAUAAUUCCUGGAUCGAAAACGCUACAGAUGAUAUGGAAAAUCUGCCAGAUAGCGGUGAGGACAACAGCGAUGUAUCCAUGGUUACCGACAAUGUCAAAGAUAUUGCAUGUGGAACCGUUGCCUCCAACAGUAUAGAAUUUGUAAAAGAUUCAAAGUGCCAAGAAACUGUGUCAAGUACAAAAGAGGAUGAAACUGGAGAUACAUGUUCAUCUAAGGCAACAGUAAGUAAAAUUCAAUUCAUGUGCAUUCAAAUGGAAUUCUGUAAAAGGAGUACUCUUCGUACUGCGAUUGAUAAUGAUCUUUACAAAAAUCAAAAAAGAGUGUGGAGAUUAUUCGAAGAAAUAGUUGAAGGUCUAGCACAUAUUCAUCGACGGGGAAUAAUACAUAGAGACUUGAAACCAGUAAACAUAUUUUUAGACAGUAACGAUCAUGUAAAAAUUGGAGAUUUCGGCCUGGCUAGAAAUAUGUUGUCUUCAUUUGUGCCAACUAUGGCAACCAAUAAAGAACCUCAAGUUUCCAAGAAAGGGAUCAGCUUUAGCACAGAAGACAUAGGUUCUCUAACAGGGCAAGUAGGCACAGCACUUUAUGUAGCUCCUGAGCUAAUGAUGAAAGCCCCUUAUGAUCAAAAAGUUGAUAUUUAUAGUCUUGGAAUAAUACUAUUCGAAAUGUGUUACAAACCACCAGCAACAGGAAUGGAGCGCAUCAAGGUUUUACAUAAUUUACGGUUAAAAGAAAUCAUAAUUCCAACAGAAAUGCUACAGGCAGACAUACCACUACAAAUCCAUAUCUUACGGAGGCUAUUGAAUCACGAUCCCAAUCAACGACCCAAGGCUCAAGAAAUUCGUAGUCCUCGAGCCAACGCGCUUUCAUUCGGCCAA
Messenger RNA from Hylaeus anthracinus, 2006 nucleotides. Its product is annotated as eIF-2-alpha kinase GCN2-like. The annotation marks the transcript as partial. Gene Ontology annotation, molecular function: ATP binding; protein kinase activity. The record is from RefSeq and is a predicted model, not a curated record. Gene Ontology annotation, biological process: protein phosphorylation. Lineage: Eukaryota; Metazoa; Arthropoda; Insecta; Hymenoptera; Colletidae. The transcript has 7 exons.